Molecule: messenger RNA, 420 nt
Organism: Apodemus sylvaticus (European woodmouse)
Lineage: Eukaryota; Metazoa; Chordata; Mammalia; Rodentia; Muridae
Gene: Cst11
Product: cystatin 11
Exons: 3
Coding region: 1-420 (139 amino acids)
Biological process (GO): defense response to Gram-negative bacterium
Cellular component (GO): sperm flagellum; cytoplasm; sperm head
Molecular function (GO): cysteine-type endopeptidase inhibitor activity
Source: RefSeq, a predicted model, not a curated record
AUGACGGCCGUAGCUUGGAAGGCAACACGGCUCCUGUUGACCAUUCUGGUGGCCCUGGUGGCCUUCAGCUACCAAGUAAAGAGGAAAACAUUUAUACGGAUUGAAGAGGUAAAUGCGUUGGAGGCUUCUGUGAAGGACACACUGGAGUAUGUCACAGAUGAGUACAACAAGAAAAGUGAAGACUUGUACAACUUCAGGAUCCUUCGAAUCCUGAAGAUUGUGAAGCAGAUGACAAAUCACAUGGAGUAUCACAUCACAGUGGAAAUGCAGCGGACCGUCUGCUUGAAGACAGAGACGAGCCUCUGUGAUAUCCAGAAAGGGGAACUUCACAAGAAAAUCCAGUGCUACUUCUCAGUGUAUGUGAUUCCCUGGCUUGAAGUAUUCAAAAUGCUCAAGAAGAACUGCACCAAUAGCAGCUGA